CCCUGUUAUUUCCCAGUCUACGAAGCUUAACUAAUCUAUCUACAAUGGCGGCAGUGGAAUCAGCUCUCCUCUUCUCCUCUUCUCCCACACUUUCUUCUUCCCCGAAACUCUAUAUUUUCAGCAAAUCCACCGUUCUAAAUCUUCGAAUUCGCAGUUUUUACCCUUCUCUUUCGCGCAAUUUACCUCUAUGCCCCGGCGGCGGCCACUCUCGGCGGCUCGUCUCCGCCCUAUGCUCCGUCGCAGAGGAAGAAACAUCGCUGGAGGAAAAAACUGACGGAACCCAGAACACAAAUGUGAAAAAGAAGCUCUUUGUCUUCAAUCUUCCAUGGUCUAUGAGCGUCAAUGACAUCUCGGAGCUGUUCGGACAAUGUGGAACCGUGUCUGAUGUCGAGAUUAUAAAGCAAAAAGAUGGGAAGAAUCGAGGGUUUGCUUUCAUUACAAUGUCUUCUGGAGAAGAAGCUCAAGCAGCUGUUGAUAAGUUUGAUGCUUAUCAAGUCUCUGGAAGGAUUAUAAGGGUGAGCUUUUCAAGAAGGUUCAAAAAACCUCGACCAGCACCCACUCCUCCUCCUCCUCCUGGCUCCAGAGAAACACGUCACAAGCUCUACAUAUCAAAUCUGGCUUGGAAAGCAAGAUCAACCCAUCUGCGGGACUUUUUUGCUGCUGCAGAUCUCAACCCGGUUUCGGUUAAGGUUGUCUUUGACACCCCCGAAGGAAGAGCUGCAGGCUAUGGCUUUGUCUCGUUCGCUACUAGAGAAGAAGCCGAAACUGCAAUUUCCAAGCUCAACGGGAAGGAGCUAAUGGGCAGACCCAUCAGUUUAAAGUUCAGCGUAAGGACUGCCAGCGAAUCUGAAGACGAGGAUGGAGCCAAGGACGGUACUUCUCAAGAGGAACCCACAGAAUAAACAUUCUUCAUUCUCUGUGUUGUGUUUCUCUUAUGAUGGCAUGGUAACAUGAGAAUUUGACUGUCCAUCAAUUUAUUGCAAUUUCGAUUGUCUUCUUUCUGCUGCAUAGUCUUCAGUAUCCA
Tarenaya hassleriana is the source of this 1024-nucleotide messenger RNA. Its product is annotated as 33 kDa ribonucleoprotein, chloroplastic. Gene Ontology annotation, molecular function: mRNA binding. Lineage: Eukaryota; Viridiplantae; Streptophyta; Magnoliopsida; Brassicales; Cleomaceae. The transcript is spliced from 4 exons. The record is from RefSeq and is a predicted model, not a curated record. Gene Ontology annotation, cellular component: cytosol. Bases 45 to 902 code for a protein of 285 amino acids.